This is a messenger RNA of Astrephomene gubernaculifera, 2106 nucleotides long. Lineage: Eukaryota; Viridiplantae; Chlorophyta; Chlorophyceae; Chlamydomonadales; Astrephomenaceae. The record is from the annotation of a GenBank genome assembly.
ACCCAACCUAAGAGCCUUGCCUUGUUGUACAUGGUCUGAACUUUAGCAUAACACGAUAGCUGGGUGCUGAGUACCUUCCAAACUGUAUUUUUGGCCUAUUAUAGCUUUCGCAUAACUUCCCAUUCUCCAGCUCAAGUAAAAUCGAGAUCUGUAUCGGCUUAGUCAAUUGUAGACAGGCGGGCGCUGGCGGGCAGUGAAGAUGUCCAACAUUCAGGAAUGGUUUGCAAGCAUUGAUGUGGACAGAAGCGGGGAGCUGGACGUUAGGGAGUUGCAGCGGGCACUGUCCAUGGGCAACCUCAACUUCGGUAUAUCCGACGUAGACCAGAUGAUCCGAGCUUUCGACACACGGGGGCGCAGGCGGUUAAGUUUCCCCGAGUUCCAACGCCUGCAUGAAUUCCUCGUGAACAUCCAGAACAGCUUUGCCUAUUUUGACGCGGAUCGCAGCCGAACGCUGCAGACGAACGAGGUACAGCAAGCGCUGCAGCACGCCGGCUUCCGGCUCGACUUGCCCGUGCUAGCAGCCAUGAUGUCUCGGCACGACCCGGACAACUCGGGAACGCUAACCCUUGACGAGUACAUCCGCAUGUGCCUCUUCUUGCAAAGCUGCGUGCGGACAUUCACGGCCUUCGACCCGCAGCGCACCGGCAAAAUAACGCUGGACUUCAAUCAGUGGGUAUACGCUGCUUCGCAUGUGGCGUAACCCAGCCCGGACAGACCUGGUCCCUUUAGUCUAAUCCAAGGCGGGCUAUAGGCUAGCCGCGGCAUUUACUUCAGCCCCAGACCGGCCUGAGGUGCCGGGAUACACCUGGGGCAUGACGUUGGCAGGCAAGUGCGUAAGCGUAGCUAACAUAUGAAGGCAUGGGAAGGGGCGCAUGGAGGGUUUAGGGGUAGGUAUGGGAUGCAAGAGAGAGAGCCGGAGAGGUGCUCAGGCUGUAGACAGGUGUUUGCUGUUCAUGGCAAGCACGAACUGUAGGGGCGGGCGGAUUAGUUGCAUGAGGGGGAAAGGCUGCAGAAGCAGUCGGGCCAGUCUGAUUGGCGGCAGGGCACAUGACGUUCUGUUUGGGGACGAGCGUUGGGUAGUUGACAACUGCAAGCCAGUAGUAGCACAGGUUAGGUGGAGAGUCAUGAGGACGUGUGAGAGGAAGGCUCCUCGGGCUGUUGCCAUGUGUGGUGGCGCUCGGGGGAGCAAGGCAUGCGCCCUGGAGGGCCGCCUGUGCUCCCACUGCCCCUAGCAGCACAGACCUUGGGACGAGUAUUACAGCGGUUAUGAGCGCUAAUACGGGCGUGCACUACUGCCCUCCUAACCCGGCCCAUGUUGCCUGCCCAAGUAAAAUAGGACAACCAAGAUUCAGGACCAGUGCAUACGAGGUUUUAAACACGUACAUACUGUUAUUUGCUACGGCGUGCAUCUCGUGGAGGGCGGUUGAAGUGGCUGGCUUGUGCUACGGUUGCUCGCAUUGCGGGGUUGCGUGGCCGUUGCAAUGGGUUGCGGUGCCGCACCCCAGGCCUGCACUGCCGACUGGGCGUGCCUUAAAGAAAGGCUGGCGGAAAGCUGUGAUGCACGUCGAAUCACAGCUGUGCUGCCGUCGUCGGGCGGUCCGGGAUUAGGGUGAAUGGUGCUGCUUCAUAAACGCGUGCCCUUAUGCUAACUUGCCGCUAUGGGACACCAGACGUUGGGGGUUGUUUGUGAUGCCCAAUGCCGCACGCCUUCGGGGUUUUGGCACACAUGUUGUACCGCCGUGCAUGUUGUGACGGAGUUGUUAGUUUUCCUGUCACCCAUGGGCGACCAUGGCAGGAGUGAACAGGUGGCAUUGCGUUGUCAUGCAGGGUAAACAUAACCUUUUGCUAGCUAGGGGAACUUUACGCGUCAUGUUGCGCCUUGCGAUUGUUAUUUCUCGCAAUAACCUAACGACAGACUGUGCGCCGCUCUUCGUUAGCCAGCUACCUUGCGUGGCUUCGUUGUACGGCAGCGCGUAUAUGCAUUUGGCGCGAGCAAGCGACAAACGACCCUUGGGCGACCGCGGUGUCAAAGUGGAAAAUGCGGCGUAUCUGCGAGGGUGAUUUUUUGCGCAGAUGGCUUGGCGUAUAGCAUACCUAUCAAAGGGC